Messenger RNA from Ostertagia ostertagi, 711 nucleotides. Lineage: Eukaryota; Metazoa; Nematoda; Chromadorea; Rhabditida; Trichostrongylidae. The record is from the annotation of a GenBank genome assembly.
AUGAUCGUGGGCACGGGCGUCGGCCUGAUCAUCAAGUACACCUGGGACAAGCGCCUGAUCUUCUCCUACCGGCCGGCCUCACACGCGCACGACUUCAUGACCUUCCUGCUCUAUGCCGCCAUGGGCGUCGCGACGACGGCGAUCUUCUGGGCGGUGGAACUGGCCUUCUGGUACACGUUCCACACGACGACCGAUGCGAUAUGUCGGCGGCGUUAUCGGCCUCGCCAUCGGCUACUGGGCGAAGUACCGCCUCGACAAGCGCUUCGUCUUCGGCUCCCAGCCGUAACCCGCCCCUGCGCCGAUCCAGCCCGACAUGCGCCUUCGCUUCCUGCUCGCCGUUGCAGCCCUUCUGAUCGUCAUCACCGGAAUCGCCGCGGCCUGGUGGGCCGUCGGGUCGCUGGGCAUCGUCACACCCGACAAGAUCGGCGCGUGGCUCGCCGAGACGCGCGGCCAUCCGUGGGCACCGGCCGUCGUGGUGGCGGCGUUCCUGAUCGCAGGCGUGGUGGUCUUCCCGAUCCACGGCGUGAUCCUGGCAACGGCGGCCGUCUUCGGCGGCUGGACCGGUUUCGCCUACUCCGCCAAGAUGGCGAUGGAGGUGAUGAUGAAGCUGCAGCCCGAAAUCGAGAAGCGCAAGCUGAAGCUCAACAAGACCUGAUAGGACGCGACGGGAGCUGCUCCCGUGAUCGAAUGGGCCUUGCGCCUUGCAUGUAA